UAUUAGGAACAAGAGGUGGAGCCAUGGGCAGAAAUAAAGGCCCAGGUCUGGGGAGCUAGUCACUCAGCCAGCAGCCCCUCCUUUCUUGCCCUAGUCUCCAGUCCUCCAGUAUUCACAGGUGAGCUCCCCAACGGCCACUGUUCACGAUGGAGGCCAUCAAGAAAAAGAUGCAGAUGCUGAAGCUGGACAAGGAGAACGCUCUGGAUCGGGCAGAGCAAGCGGAAGCUGAGCAGAAGCAGGCAGAAGAAAGAAGUAAGCAGCUGGAAGAUGAGCUGGCAGCCAUGCAGAAGAAGCUGAAAGGGACAGAGGACGAGCUGGACAAGUAUUCUGAAGCUUUGAAGGAUGCCCAGGAGAAGCUGGAGCUGGCAGAGAAGAAAGCAGCUGAUGCUGAGGCUGAGGUGGCCUCCUUGAACCGUAGGAUCCAGCUGGUUGAAGAGGAGCUGGACCGAGCUCAAGAGCGCCUGGCCACUGCCCUGCAAAAGCUGGAGGAAGCUGAGAAAGCUGCUGAUGAGAGUGAGAGAGGUAUGAAGGUUAUUGAAAACCGAGCCUUAAAAGAUGAAGAAAAAAUGGAACUCCAGGAAAUCCAACUCAAAGAAGCUAAGCACAUUGCAGAAGAGGCAGACAGGAAGUAUGAAGAGGUGGCUCGUAAGUUGGUGAUUAUUGAGGGAGACUUAGAGCGCACAGAGGAGCGAGCCGAGCUGGCAGAGUCCCGUUGCCGAGAGAUGGAUGAGCAAAUCAGACUGAUGGACCAGAACCUGAAGUGUCUGAGUGCUGCUGAAGAAAAGUACUCUCAAAAAGAAGACAAAUAUGAGGAAGAGAUAAAGAUUCUUACCGAUAAACUCAAGGAGGCAGAGACCCGUGCUGAGUUUGCUGAGAGAUCGGUAGCCAAGCUGGAAAAGACAAUUGAUGAUUUGGAAGAUGAGCUCUAUGCCCAGAAACUGAAGUACAAGGCCAUUAGCGAGGAGCUGGACCACGCCCUCAAUGACAUGACCUCUAUAUAAUUAUCACCGUUUCUGCUCUGUUCUGGAUCUACCCCCUUUCCUCGGGGAACCCAACGCCCCACUCUCGCUCUGGAUUCCAUUUGGGUCAGCCUGGCUGAUCCCCAAGGCAUUAAGAUGGGCGGGGGGCGGGGAGGUGGCCACAAAACAACUUAUGUAUUCUCUUCCACCCCUCACCCCAAAUUAAAAUGUUAAGCUGCCGGAAGCCUCAUGCUACCCUGCAUUUGUGUCAUUGACAAAGCUGCUGCUGUCCCUAAAAAGGAGCCUUGGGGGUGUGAUGUGGGGCGCAGCUAUUGUAGGCUCUCCCUCCUCUGACUUAUAUAAUCAAAGCCACUUUUGUGUGUGUCUAUUUUUUCUUGACAUUUAAAUUCAACUGAUCUAUCAGAGUGGUAGACUAGGAGAGGUUCCUUAGAACAGGAGCUCUAGUUUGACACUCAAGCUGAAUGAAAUUAUCUAAGUCCUUUACUUCCAGGUUCUUAAAUCGUCCUGUCUGGAAUGUGUGUCUUCUGCUUAGGUUCUUCUUUUAGAGGCCACUGAAGUACCUCUCAAUAUAUCCUCUCUAUCCUUUUACCAGUGGUUCAUCCUCAGAAUACUUGGUGGACCCAAAUAUGUGACUGCUGAAAUUGACUAAGUAUAUUGCCCCAAGUCAGAGAACAUACAUAAUAGGUAGAAUUCCCAGCAGUUACAAACCUUUCUUACAUAUCUGAGGCUCACUACUAUUUGCCUGCUAGUAUAUGCUAAUGGAAUAUAAGUGAUAAAUGAUUGUUACUGGAAAAAUGAAAACAAUCAGUAAUGCAUAUUUCAAAUAUUAUACACAGGUACCACUUUUUUAGUACAUGCAUAAAUAUGGUAAAUUGCUUCUAGUAGGAUUGUUCCUAAAUUCAUGUUGUGGAAUUAAAUACCAACCUUCCGGAAAUUCCUAUGCUGAUUUACAUAGCAGAGAUAGUUUAAUCUCAGUAGGGUAAUCAUAGAUUAUACUUAUCUAAGUACCUAAGUGUAAUCCACUUAGUACUUCAGUUUCUUAGCAUAGUAUAUAUUUAAAAUUUGGCUUUCUUUUAAACAGAUACAGCCAGGUCUAGAGGUUUUCUCUAAUUUAAAACUUUAGGUCCCAUUGAAUUCGGUUUUCUUUCUGUCUAUACCAUUUCUUUUUGCCAUACAGCCUUUGUGAUUAAGGUACAGGUUAUCACUAGUUUAGGCACAGGGUAUUAAGACGGAGGCAUCUUCCUUACUCUCAGGUCGCUCAGAAUCUAGUAGGAGAGAAAACAUAUGUAUAAAACUAAAGAUGAUGUGUGAUGAGUACCCCAAAUAAUGUAGUACCCUCAGAGGGAGGAAGAGGUUGAUUGCAGUGCUGGUGAUAAGAAAAGUGUCAUGAUAGGAGGCACAUACCAGUUACUUAAUAAACAUGUUAAAACUUUCCUCUUCAUUUUUACUGGAUUCCAAAAGAUUGCAUUUUUGACAGUUUGGUUGAAGGAAAGUGGAUCUUGAGCAUUUUCAUCAGGGAAGCAAAAGAACAAAGGCUAGAAUUGGGAAGGACACCAGAGGUUUAAGGGUCCAUUUAGAUAAACUAGGGAAUACGUAUAUGCUGUAAUCAGGCUCGGGAGUUUUAAUUUUGUUUUGUAGGUGAUGGGGGUACCACUAGAGAUUUUGAACAAGGAUGUGUUCUGAAUGGAAGAGUUAAUUUGGCAACUAAGUUAAGAACAUAUUGGGAGAAAAAAAAAAAAGAACAUAUUGGAAAGGGAGCAGAUUAUCAAAGUGAUCCAUUAAGGCAGUGAUUCCCAGAUUUUGUUCAUUUGCAUACCACUUUUGACUGCUUUUUCCAUAUUUACAUGCAGGCUACAUUAUUUUUUUUUAAUUUACUCAUUUUAAAAUUUCUUAUGCUAAAAAAAAAAAUUCUUACACUACACAAUUCUAACUUGAAAUCAAAAGUUUUGACAUGUGCUAGUGUUUUUUUCCUAAUGAACAUUAAAGUCAUAUAGCUAAUUAAGUUCACAAAAGUAUGCUGUCUGCAAUCUUCUCACAUAUCACUAACAGUGACUGUACCACAGUUUAGGAAAUACUUGGUUAUGUUAUUGCAGUUUCCUGGGGAGAAAAAUCUGACCUAGAUAGUGGUAUUAGGGGAUGGUGCUGACCAUGGGCAUUAUGAAGGGUGGUCACCAAAUGCAAGAAGGAAGCAUCAAGGAUGACUGGUUUUGAACCUAGGGAAAUGGUGGUAUUAAAGGUGUAGGGAGGUCAUAUGGUCCUGGUUUAGGAAGGCAAGGGAAUAAGUCUGUAAAACUAGCUGGUAUCCAAGAUGAAAACAAAUCCUAGCACUUGAAGGGAAGAGUUUGAUACAAGAGAGAUUUAGGAGUCCGUGAGGUUGGCAGGCAGUUUAGGCCAUGGAAGUAAAUUUGAAUCCUAAAGACAAUUGCAAAUGUAAAACGAAAAACUAAGCAGAGGAAAAUCUGUGUAGAGGUGGAAGCCAAAUGGAACUGGUUGGAAGGAUAGAAGAAAUGAGUAACUUUUAAAAAAAUUUGAAUUACUCGGUGAUUUCCAGUGAUUCUCCACUUUAACAGGUAGAGAAGGAUGAUAAUUGAAAAUUAUGAAAACAUAAUUGUCAUUGAUGCUUUUUAUUAAUCUGAGGGUAUGUUUUGAGCAUUAAGGACAAGGAGAGGAGCCAUACUUCAAGGAGCAGAAGCAAAUUGAUGGAAAGGAAAAAAGAGGCAUGGAGUAUAGUCUAGAACAAUGAUGUCUGUCCGAACCUUUGACGGUGAUUUCCAGUAUCGCAGCCACCAGCCACAUGGGGCUGUUGAAUACUCAGUGUGGCUAGUGUGACCCAGGAACUAAAUUCUAAUUCUGCUUACUUUUAGUUCUGAAUUUAAUUAACCACAUGUGGCUAGUGGCUGCUGCGUUCAUUGUAUAGUACCAGCUGUUUUAGUAUGUGGGCAGAAGAAUGGACUUUGGCACAGAGGAAGGCUUCCAACAAAGGAAAGAACUAAGAAUGGAGAAAGAAGAGUGAGGUGUAGAAACCAUCUUUACUUGAGCCAAGACUUGCUAUGGGAAUAGGGUGAAGCAUCAGAGCAUUGGUAAUCUCAGAGCAAAGUGCCUCACCCCUUAACUUUCCUUAUCUUAAUUUCUAAGAAAAAAACACAGGCUGAUGUGUUGGGAUCCAUUCUUCCCUUCCUCGUUACCAUUGUUGGGACAAGGAAUAAAACAAAAUGAGACUGGAUCCCAGGUUACCUGACCGGUGGAACUGACCUGUUAUGUUAGUCAGCCUUGUCUUAGCCACACCCAGACUCUUCCAUUCACAUGAUAUUGGUUGAAUAUUCCUUAGCCUUAACAUGAGGGAGGAGUUAAAAAAAAAAAAAAAAGCAAAAUCUGUUUUACGUCAUUCCUUGAAUGUGAGUCUUUAACACUGAUAGA
Messenger RNA from Bubalus bubalis (water buffalo), 4397 nucleotides. It is a transcript of the gene TPM3, whose product is annotated as tropomyosin 3. NCBI's taxonomy places the organism in Eukaryota, Metazoa, Chordata, Mammalia, Artiodactyla, Bovidae. The record is from RefSeq and is a predicted model, not a curated record. The coding region runs from base 147 to 1001 and encodes 284 amino acids. Gene Ontology annotation, biological process: actin filament organization; muscle contraction. Gene Ontology annotation, molecular function: actin filament binding. The transcript has 10 exons. Gene Ontology annotation, cellular component: actin filament.